Molecule: messenger RNA, 2549 nt
Organism: Morone saxatilis (striped sea-bass)
Lineage: Eukaryota; Metazoa; Chordata; Actinopteri; Moronidae
Gene: tle3b
Product: TLE family member 3, transcriptional corepressor b
Biological process (GO): regulation of DNA-templated transcription; negative regulation of canonical Wnt signaling pathway
Cellular component (GO): nucleus; transcription regulator complex
Molecular function (GO): protein binding; transcription corepressor activity
Source: RefSeq, a predicted model, not a curated record
ACUGAGAUCGCCAAACGUCUCAAUGCAAUCCUGGCUCAGAUCAUGCCGUUCUUGUCACAAGAGCAUCAACAGCAGGUGGCUCAGGCUGUUGAACGAGCCAAGCAGGUGACUAUGACUGAGCUGAAUGCUAUCAUCGGGGUACGUGGACUUCCCAAUCUGCCUCUGACUCAGCAGCCGCCGCCUCAUAGUGUCUACCCUGCUUUUAUGCAGCAGCAGCUUCAGGCUCAACACCUCUCUCACGCUGCCCACGGCCCCCCAGUCCAGCUGCCCCCACACCCUUCAGGCCUGCAACCGCCCGGCAUCCCCCCUGUAACGGGCGCUGGCUCCGGCCUGCUGGCUCUGGGCGCUCUUGGCAGCCAGGCCCACCUGCCCGUAAAGGACGAGAAGAACCACCACGACCUGGAGCACAGAGGACCCUCAUCUUUUCACUCGCCUCUGGCCAUUCCUCUGAAAGAACGCGAGUCGAGCACGAAUAACUCAGUGUCGCCAUCAGACAGCCUGCGGGCGUCGAGCGAGAAGCACCGCAGCUCUUCAGAUUACGGUCUCGACUCCAAGAAACGCAAAGUGGACGACAAAGACAGCAUGAGCAGAUAUGACAGUGACGGAGACAAAAGUGACGACUUGGUGGUGGAUGUUUCCAAUGAGGAUCCAGCCACCCCUCGAGUCAGCCCGGCGCACUCUCCUCCAGAAAACGGCCUGGAUAAAUCACGAGUCCUGAAGAAGGAUGCUGCCCCCAACAGCCCCGCCUCUGUCGCCUCCUCGGGCAGCACGCCGUCCUCCAAAGCAAAGGACCACGCCCAUAACGACAAGUCGUCCACACCGAGCCUAAAGUCCAACACACCUACACCGAGGAACGAGGCCCCGACACCAGGAACCAGCACCACUCCAGGACUGCGGCCUCUUACAAUGGGCAAACCACCUGGCAUGGAGGCGUUAGCUGCCCCUGCCCUCCGUACACCUCUGUCCAUCGCGGGCUCCUAUGCCAGCCCGUUUGCUAUGAUGGGUCAUCACGAGAUGAACGGAUCCCUGACCAGCCCGGCCGUCUAUCCGGGUCUCAUCUCACCACAAAUGAGUGCUGCAGCUGCCGCCGCCUAUGGACGCUCACCAAUUGCGGCGUUCGAGCAUUCUCACAUGAGAGCUCCGGGUCUGCCACCCAACCUCACGUCCAUUUCUGGAGGAAAACCAGCUUAUUCUUUUCACGUUAGUGCGGAUGGUCAGAUGCAGCCCGUGCCCUUCCCUCCAGAUGCACUGAUAGGCCCGGGCAUCCCACGCCACGCUCGCCAGAUCAACACGCUGAGCCACGGGGAAGUGGUGUGCGCUGUCACCAUCAGCAACCCCACACGUCACGUCUACACCGGUGGCAAGGGUUGUGUCAAGAUCUGGGACAUCAGCCAACCAGGCAGCAAGAGCCCAGUGUCCCAACUCGACUGUCUGAACAGGGACAAUUACAUCCGCUCCUGCAAGCUGUUGCCUGACGGCCGCACCCUGAUAGUGGGUGGUGAGGCCAGCACGCUGACCAUCUGGGACCUGGCCUCGCAGACGCCCCGCAUAAAGGCCGAGCUCACUUCCUCUGCUCCAGCCUGCUACGCACUGGCCAUAAGCCCCGAUGCCAAGGUCUGCUUCUCCUGCUGCUCCGAUGGAAACAUCGCUGUGUGGGACCUUCAUAACCAGACCCUCGUUAGGCAGUUCCAGGGCCACACAGACGGAGCGAGCUGCAUCGACAUCUCCAACGACGGCACCAAACUGUGGACGGGAGGGCUCGACAACACCGUCCGCUCUUGGGAUUUGAGGGAGGGACGACAGCUCCAGCAACACGACUUUACCUCACAGAUCUUCUCGCUGGGCUACUGUCCCACUGGAGAGUGGCUGGCUGUGGGCAUGGAGAGCAGCAACGUGGAGGUGCUUCACCACACCAAGCCUGACAAGUACCAGCUGCAUCUGCACGAAAGCUGCGUCCUCUCACUCAAGUUCGCCUACUGUGGUAAAUGGUUUGUGAGCACAGGGAAGGACAAUCUGCUGAAUGCAUGGAGGACUCCUUACGGUGCCAGCAUAUUCCAGUCGAAGGAGUCGUCCUCCGUCCUGAGCUGUGACAUCUCGGCAGAUGACAAAUACAUUGUGACAGGAUCCGGUGACAAGAAGGCCACCGUCUAUGAGGUCAUCUACUAGAGAGCGAGAGGAGGGUCCUGCUCUGCUUCGGCACUUCACGAGAAGACUUUUAUUCCCCCCUCCCCCGACCAUCCGUCUGUGGACUACAACGGGCUGAGACAAACUACAGAUUUGGAAAACUCGAUGGAGCUGUUAGCCUGAGGAUGCUUGUGCUGGAAAGAAGUUCAUUCUUUGUCCUUUUUGUUUUGGAGGUUUAUUUUUGGGUUACACAUUGUUUUUGUGACUUCUGAGUUUUUUUUUUUCUUCAGCUUUUUCUUGAGAAUACUUGGGUGAAGCGGCGCUUCAUUUCUGAGAACCUUGUUCCCCCAGACGUCUUGUGAAAAGUGUACAUAUCGGAUUAAAUAAAAGACAUUUUAUAUAUAUUAUAAAAAUAUAUAUAUUUU